UGAACCCGUGAGAUCUUUGAUCUCGAGUGUGGACAGUCUUCUAAAACUUGAUCGCCUUUAACCCUCGCGAUAGUAAUCGCGCGCGUCAAUGUCACCCUCGCGGCUGAACAGCUACGGUUUCGCGUGCAGUAGUGCAUGGUGCACGAAAGUGUGGUUAGGUUGUUCCUGAAAGUAUCACAGGAGCCGGGGCGAAGUGAAGGGAGCUGUGCGUAGCGAGAAAUUCCAUUGGCCCGUGGAGUUUGGCGAGUUGGACUCGUCGACAAGCAUGAUUUUCACCGGGAGGUCGGUGGACGCGCUCGACGAGGUCCACGGCGGCAACGUGCAGGCGGAUAACCGUCGGGACGUGAGCGCGGUCGCCAUAGCCGCAGGAUGGUUCUCCAGUCUGCGCAGACCCGGCAAAAGGAAUAAGAAGGGCUACCAAAAGCAGGCCAAGAGCGCAUGGGACCUUAGCACAUUAUCCACGACCCAACUGAAAGAUGAGCUGGGCGAGGUGGUGGCCGAGAUGGAGGCGAUGGAGGGUGGCGGUCUCGCGGCCGACGAGACCAAGCCUUCGAACAAGGCGAAGCAGACGUCGAUCGGCCGUAAGAAGUUCAACAUGGACCCUAAGAAGGGCAUCGAGUACCUGAUCGAGCACAAUCUGCUCGCACCGACGCCGGAGGACGUCGCGCAGUUCCUCUACAAAGGCGAGGGUCUGAAUAAAACCGCGAUCGGCGACUAUCUCGGCGAGCGACACGAUUUCAACGAGAGGGUACUCCGAGCGUUCGUCGAAUUGCACGACUUCACGGAUCUGAUCCUGGUCCAGGCGCUCAGACAGUUCCUCUGGUCGUUUCGAUUGCCCGGAGAAGCGCAGAAGAUCGACAGGAUGAUGGAGUGCUUCGCUCAGAGGUACUGCCAGCUGAACCCGAACAUUUUCACCAACACCGACACCUGUUACGUGCUCAGCUUCGCUAUCAUCAUGUUGAACACGUCCCUGCACAAUCCGAGCGUCAAGGAUAAGCCGAGCGUCGAGCAGUUCAUAUCCAUGAACCGCGGCAUCAACAAUGGCGGCGACCUGCCUCGCGAACUACUCGUGAGUUUAUACGAAAGUAUAAAGACAGAGCCGUUCAAGAUACCGGAGGACGACGGGAACGAUCUGAUGCACACGUUCUUCAACCCGGACAAGGAGGGCUGGCUCUGGAAGCAAGGCGGACGUUACAAGAGCUGGAAGAGACGGUGGUUCAUAUUGAACGACAACUGUCUCUAUUACUUCGAGUACACGACCGACAAGGAGCCACGGGGCAUCAUUCCGCUGGAAAACAUUCAGGUCAGAGAGGUGCAGGAUCGACACAAGCCGCAUUGCUUCGAGCUGUACGCCGCCGGCUCCGAGUUCAUCAAGGCUUGCAAGACGGACAGCGAGGGAAAAGUUGUCGAAGGCAAACACACCGUGUACAGAAUGUCUGCGGCCACGGACGAAGAGAAAGAAGAAUGGAUCAAAUGCGUGCGACAAAGUAUAUCGCACAAUCCCUUCUACGACAUGCUGGCAGCCAGGAAGAAGAAAGCGCAAAAGACCAAUGUACAUUCGAAGAGUUAAACUUCACCGCGGACAUGGCUCUUUGAGAGGAGCCUGGCGAGACACAAGACUGUCUAUUCACGAGCCUGCGUCCCUACCAGGAUCGUGAAAGUACAAUCAAACGAAAUCCGGACGGAGGUCCAUCCAAGUGCACUGGAAGGAUUUUAGCAGGGAUAAGACAAGUGUUCACUUUACCUGCCGAUGGAUCGUUGUCGAUAUGUGGCAUCGUUGAUUCACCGUGGGACAAGAAGAAACGAAAAGGAAAACGGUGCCAUUUGGCUGAGAAACGUUCGGCAUUAAGUUUUCUAUAAGAAUUACAUUGCGCUUUAGGGGCCUAGAUACGUAUUAUUUAAACGAAUUCGAUGAUAGACUCGAAGCGUUUCCCUGG
Messenger RNA from Habropoda laboriosa, 1937 nucleotides. It is a transcript of the gene step, whose product is annotated as cytohesin-1. Gene Ontology annotation, molecular function: guanyl-nucleotide exchange factor activity. Gene Ontology annotation, biological process: regulation of ARF protein signal transduction. Bases 266 to 1570 code for a protein of 434 amino acids. Lineage: Eukaryota; Metazoa; Arthropoda; Insecta; Hymenoptera; Apidae. The transcript is spliced from 7 exons. The record is from RefSeq and is a predicted model, not a curated record.